GGAGGAAGAGAUUGAAAAAUGAUUGAGAUUAACUUAAAUGUAGUUACUGAAUAACAUUAUUCUGUUAUUCUGAGUUUAAAUCGCCUGAUUUUCCAGAAUGACUGCUAAAAUAGCGGAUGAAGUUUCAGUAUCUCUGUGCAGUCUUGUAGACAGUAUUCCUAAAGAUGUGUACACAGCAGAGAGCUCCAUUGUUUUUAAAGAAGAGGCUGUAGGAGAGGAAGAACAUGAAGAGAAUGAAAAUGGUGAUCUUCUGUUCGAAGCGAAGUGCGCACCUGAGCUGUCCUUCCACGGAGACUUGGCGCAGUACGUGGCAACUUUACGCACGCAGCCCGUUGCGUUUACCGGCAAGUUCUCGGUGGAUUCCAGAGGAGCAGGAGGACCGUGGACAUCUAAAGACGUCAUCAACGUCAUCAGCGCUGACAUCGGACCGGCCCCGGUGUCUGGGUCGUGUUCAGCAUCUCCAGAUAUUUACGCAGGAGGAGGAGGAGACGCAUCUACUGUGAUCUUCUGUUCGAAGGGAAGUGAGCACCUGUCUGGGUCGUGUUCAGCAUCGCCAGAUAUUUACUCAGGAGGAGGAGGAGGAGGAGGAGGAGGAGGAGACGGCACCAUGGCGCACGGCCAUCCGGACAUCAGCCACAUGUACGCGCCCCCUCAUCCUCAUCCUCAUCCUCACCCCCACCCGUCCUACUCCUGCAGUGGAGACAUGUACCAGGACCAGUCAGCAGGUGGUUACCUGGCGACGUCCACCUGUGCAGUGUCCUACCACCCUCCUCCAUCCUACAACCCUGUACCUAAACCGACUGUAGACGGCGCCGCGCUGCUGUCCAUCAUGCCAGAGUACGGAGGCUUCUACCAGCAGAGCUGCCAGAGAGACAUCCAGGAGAGGAAAUCCCUCCCGUACCCGCUGGACUCCCUCAGGGUGCCUCCUCCUCUCACUCCUCUCAACACCAUCAGGAACUUUACGCUCGGUGCGGCCUCAGAGGGUCCCAUGGCCGCAGCUUUCCCCACCCACCAGAGCCUCCCACUUAGACCCAUCUUGAGACCCAGAAAGUACCCGAACCGGCCGAGCAAGACGCCUGUGCAUCAGAGGCCGUACCCGUGCCCGGCUGAGAGCUGCGACCGCCGGUUCUCCAGGUCGGACGAGCUGAGUCGACACCUGCGCAUCCACACCGGCCACAAACCCUUCCAGUGCCGCAUCUGCAUGAGGAACUUCAGCCGCAGCGACCACCUCACCACCCACAUCCGCACGCACACCGGGGAGAAACCGUUCUCCUGCGACCAGUGCGGGAGGAAGUUCGCCCGGAGUGACGAGAGGAGGAGGCACAUGAAGAUUCACCUCCGGCAGAAGGAGAAAAAGUCCUCUGCUUCCUAAAAUAACCCUCACCAUGCACGGCCCCAGAUGCUGCUGAAUGUAAACUGUCUGAAUCUGAACAUGAUGGGCUCCUGUCACAGUCUGUCUGCCAAAAGAGCCCAAAUCUGAUCGUGUUUGGAAGCCAUAUCUUUAAAGGGACUGUUUGUAAGACUUGUGGGUACCCAUAGAACCCAUUUUCAGCCACAUAUCUUGAGGUCAGAGGUCAAGGGACAGCUUGACAAAUGGCCAUGACAGUUUUUCCUCGCCAAAAUUUAACCCAACUUUAGAGUGAUAGCCUCGUUCCUGACAAGCUAUAGCAUGACAUGAUUGGUACUAAUGGAGUCCUUAGAUUUUUAUAGUUUCAUAUGAUGCCACUAUCUUCUAACCAUAAACCCGAGCCUGGUACGGCCUCCAAAAGACAGUAAAGUCGGUUGGGUCUUUUAAAGGGACUGUUUGUAACUUUCAGAAAUGCUUGUUAACAGCGACACCUGUGGCCGUUAGGUCAACGAAAGUCAGCGUCGGGCUCGCGCUUGUGCUCGCUCUACAUAGACUUGAACGAGCAUCGCUCAAAACAGUGAGGCGACACACGUCAGCUAAAACCACAAUAUCACUCAAGCCAGACGAAGGUCUCUCCAUUAAAUCAAUGCUGAUCAUAAUGUUGGCUUUUCAGGAAAAGCGGGCCGAUGAAGGCAAGCAGGCAGAGCAGCAUGGACUCCGGCCACACGCGAGCGCGCAUAGGAUCCCGACCCGGUAGAUUUAUACGUGUAAAAAGUUACAAACAGUCCCUUUAAAAGAAAGAAAAAUCACGGAGAAUCAGUUCACACUGAUGUUUGCCUUCAUUAUUUAUCACAGCAACUAAAACAGAAUUCCUCCCUCAUGAGUCAGGGGUCCAGUUUAUCAACAGACACAUGUACAGGACGUCCACACAAACAAAGCUGCACAUUCUGGCGUUAAAUUGUACAAAAUGUAAAGGGAGUCUGGUUUACACUAAAGCCGAUAACCACGUUCUUUAAAACACAGUGUACCUGCAGCUGCUUGCUUUAGUGCUCUGUGGCAAGGCAUUGUGUCUAACUGUCUAUGCUUCAUAUUCUCAGGGAUUCAAUUGUAAUUCAGGCUGCAAACAUGAGGCCAAAACCAUGCAAGUGAUGCAAGAGGGAUGCAAGCUGUGGGUGGUUUGGCUUCAACUGCAGUUAAUCUCAGAAAAAUACAAUAUAAGUCACUGUGGUAUCAGAGGGGAUCUCUGGACCCUCACUUAAACUGUAUGCACCAGGUUUUCCAACAAUUUAUUCCCAAAAUCUGUGUAGUUUCACUUGAAAACAACAAUGUUACAGGAAUUUCUCCACCUAGCAUUUUGGUUUUGUAGUGAGGAAAACGUCAUUUAGGAUUCAUCUCUGAUCUAAAGUCUAAUUUAAUCGUAAACUGGGAAUCUUCACAUCCUCUCCUUCACUGUUAGCUACAUCAUCGAUGUCCGAUGACACUAAAUAGGCCGUCACCAGUGAUGCUUAUUUAUCUAAAUGGACAUUUUUACACUGUAGGCACUAAAAUGUGUCACCAUGCAACACUUUGAAAUGUUGCAUCACUAUUUUAGUACGACUCUGCCUGCUGCGCCGUAUUUAAAAAUAUGCUUUUUGGAGGAAGGAAACGAGGCAGUGAUGUCAGAGUGCACUCAAGGUGACAUCACAAAUCAGGGCGGGGCUAUGAGGUGGGAAACUUUAAGCUAUAGAUGCAGCAAAAUGAAGCUUUUUUUAAACCUGGUUUUUGUAUCAUAUUAGAAAUGUUGAAACAGUUACAGAUAUUGAUAUGUUUGCUUUUGGUUUAUUACAUACAGAACGUGUUGGGAUUAUAUGAGAUUGUAGCCUGAUAAUCUGUUACCUUCUGGUUAGAUUUUAUUUUCAGGUGUAUGCACAGACCUGUUGAUACUUGUAAAGAUCCGACCAGCAUUUCUACCUGAUGAAUGUGAGCUGAAGAGAGAGAGAGAGAGACUGAGAGAGAGAGAGAGAGAGAGAGAGAGAGUCACUGGACAGAUAAAAGUUGUGUUUUUGUGUUUUAUAAGUUUUAUGCAAGCAAGUCGAGCACUAAAGCUUUUAUUCUGCUGGACUGAUGCUUCUUGUCAAUGCAAAUAAAUGUUGACUUGUCGAGUUGUGG
Sebastes umbrosus (honeycomb rockfish) is the source of this 3496-nucleotide messenger RNA. RefSeq names its product early growth response protein 2b-like. Bases 98 to 1372 code for a protein of 424 amino acids. Gene Ontology annotation, molecular function: RNA polymerase II cis-regulatory region sequence-specific DNA binding; DNA-binding transcription factor activity, RNA polymerase II-specific. The transcript is spliced from 3 exons. NCBI's taxonomy places the organism in Eukaryota, Metazoa, Chordata, Actinopteri, Perciformes, Sebastidae. The record is from RefSeq and is a predicted model, not a curated record. Gene Ontology annotation, biological process: regulation of transcription by RNA polymerase II.